Molecule: messenger RNA, 813 nt
Organism: Cornus florida
Lineage: Eukaryota; Viridiplantae; Streptophyta; Magnoliopsida; Cornales; Cornaceae
Exons: 3
Coding region: 16-645 (209 amino acids)
Molecular function (GO): zinc ion binding
Source: RefSeq, a predicted model, not a curated record
GAUUAAGGAAUCAAAAUGAGUAAAAAGUCCAAUGAAAAAGCUCAUAAAGGUGGGAGUGAGAACGACGCCGUUGAAGGGUAUAAAUCACGUAUUCACGAAUUGGGUGACCAUGUUCAAUUCACUUCAAUUGAGAAACAGCGAAGUCCAACAAUGGCGAACAAAGCUUCUUCUUCUUCUUCCUUGCUCUCUGCUCCUAUACCAGAAAAUGAAGAAUUCAACGAGGAGUUGUUUUUCGGGUCCGAAUCGGGUUGGGUCGAAGCCCGAACCACUUGCGACCACUUGGCUUCUUUGUCCUCUGAUCUCACCCACAUCCCCACCCCAGACACUCCCUGCAACAGGUGUCACCAUCCCAAGGAGAAUUGGUUAUGUCUAUCCUGCAAGGAUGUUCUUUGCAGCCGUUUUGUGAACAAGCAUAUGCUUGAUCACUAUCAGCAGAUAAAUCAUUGUCUGGCACUCAGCUACAGUGAUCUGUCAGUUUGGUGUUUCACCUGUGAUGCAUAUUUGGAUGCUCAAGUGAUUUUGGCACUGCGUCCUGUUUAUGAAACUGCUUACAUACUGAAAUUUGGUGAAGCCCCGCCAUUUAGGGCAAUUGAAUGUUUGCAGACGGAGGAUAAGAAAGCUGAGGUCUCAACUACAGGCAAUUAACUUAUGUAGUUUUCUUUAAUUUUUUUGAGGGAUGGAAUUUAUCAGUUGUGUAUGAAACCGCGUUAAAUUCCUUAGCUAAACCAUCCCUUCCCUUGUCGAAUUCAGUUUUUUGUAUGACCUCAGAUUGCUAAUUUAUUGAAGGAGAGAGGCUUUUUGAAGUUUUUGAUC